AUGGAAGCAGAAGAUCGAGAUGACAUGCGGCAAUCGUUGGUAGCUGGGACGACGCGGAGCUCUGACAACAUUAGUAGCGGGUUCGUCAGGAGGGCGAGCGGCAGCGGAAGCACUGGCUUCCCCGGCGGUGCUGCCGGCUUUGUCGUGCCGGCUUCGAUGGGAAAAGAGUACAUGCGGAAGCUGGCCACUCGCAACCUGGUCAUCACCCUCACGUGCACCAGCUGCCUGCUGAUGCUCUACGGGUAUGACUUCGGCAUCACGGCCUGGUCGGUGCUGAUGAUCAAGACCAGGGGUGCGGAAGACGUGUCGGACAUCUACACCUACUUGGCGGCUCACGGGGAAGCCUUGGGGAUCCUGGUAGCCUGCGCGCCGAUCGGGGGUUUCAUCGAGGGGCUCAUAGGCACCAAGAUUGCCAGUAAAAGGGGGGGACGAAAAGCAGAAAUCCGAUUGGUCAAUCUCCUCUGCAUCUUCGGAGCUACGUUGGAGGGAAUUUCCGGGAUUACGGCAUGGGAAAACCUGAAGGGGGUAUUCUUGUUCGCCUUCGGCAGAGAGACAGUGACGGGUCCGUUCCGGAACGCCGCUACGGUGUCUGUUAAACUCUCCAUGGUGAUCGGGGUGAUCAUCUCGUAUGUCUUGGGGGGCCUUCUCUCCGGCAAUCCCACGAUCGCAUACUUCGGGGUGUGGAUCCUAGCCGGAACGUCUUUGGCUUGCCUGCAGCAGAUGCCGGAGUCGCCUAUGUACAUGCUCCUCCACGAGGAACAAUUCCACAGGGGGCAGAUCCUCGAUGCCUUAAGGUUCACCAGCCCGGCGGCCACCGAGGCUGACUUGGUGUCCCUUCAGAAGGAGAUCUUGACGGAGGUGCUGGCGUACACCCCUGGACACCCCUCCUUCGCCGGGGGGGUACCUGGUAGCAGCGGCGACGCCUCUUGCGACGGUGCCCCCGCUGUCCCAACGGUUCGCGCGGAGACCGGCACGGCCACGACUACUCCGACAACGGCAGCACCAGGGGCUUUCUCCGGCAACGGUGUCGGGGAGGGGACAGGGGACGUCACCUCGAGUUCCACAACCGGAGGCGGGGAAGGGGACGCGGGGUAUGAUCCCCUCGACAACUCGGAGAAGAGGGGAGCCGUGGCCAUGUCGGUCAAGAACCUGCCCUCCCUUACCAAGGCCCGUGGCAUGCGCGCCGCGUUGGUGCUGACCGCUGGUCUGAUGGUGUUCGAGCAAGCGUCUGGCAUGGCUGCCAUUUUGUACUACGGAGGGGUGUUUUUGGCGGACAUCUCCGUGAUCUCCGUAGACUGGGGCCUUGCCAUCCUCGGUGUCCUGCAGCUAGUAAUGGCCGUGGCGGUCAUGUACGCCCUCAAUCCCAUCGGGCGGAAGCCGCUCUUAUAUUACGGGCUAGCGGGUUUGAUGGCGAGCUCGCUGAUGCUGGUGAUUGGAGGCGUGUUGGGGAUGGCAGAUGACGGUCGAUGGUGGGCUUUGAUUGGCCUCUACGCCUUCACGGCGUCUUACAGCACCAGCCUGGGGGCUUUGGUGUGGGUCUUGGUAUCAGAGGUAUUCCCGACCUGCCACCGAGCUCAGGCGAUCUCAAUCGUGGCGAUGGCGCACUUCGGCACUUCGGCUAUCGUUGUGGUUUUGCUGCCGCUUGUGCAAGACAUCGGAGGCUACGCGGCCAUGUUCAUGUGCUUCUUCGUGGUGUCCAUUUUCGCCAACAUCUUCGCCCACCGCUACAUGGUGGAGACAAGAGGCUUGACGUUGGUCGAGAUACAGAACGCCCUGACGCUAAAGGCAGCGGGGUUGACGGCACCUCCGGAAACAAUGGAUUCUGCUAGCGUUUGAUCACGAUCCGUUCGUUUACCGCUUACGGUAAUAGCACGCCUGGUUGGUUUAGGGGCGAUGGAGGCCUAGCCUCUCGAUGCUUCAGUCAGUCAACACCAGCAGGGCUUUCGUGUCGUGGCGAUGUCCUUGGUGCUUUGUUGGUAGAGACUUUCGUACGGGAAUGAAUGAUGGAAACGCAUGGGUUGGUAUGGUCCGCCUCAUCGAUGGUGUGGAGAGAUCGAGCUACAUAAACAACAAUUGGUGCGAGGAAUCUGAGUGUAUCAAGUGCUUGUGUGGUGCUCUGAAGUAAGUGAUGUUGGCCGUAGCUCUUCUGUUGCCAUCUGUGUGUGUGUGUUGUGUGUGUGAUUUAUGCUUAGGGUGGACCCCAAAGAAUUGCCGUCCAGCACAUUGCACUUGAUAUAGUACAGAGUCAGUAUGACAUGACAUGAUGUGUCAUGACAUGUCUGUCAAGUACACUGCACCAUAAUACAGCAGUACAGAGCCAGUAUGGCAUGACAUGAUCUGUCACGGCAUGAUAUGACGAGAAACAACUUAUGUUUGGGAGCUGCGAACCCCUCUUGAGGUAACACCAUACAUGCGUAUCUGUCUUCGACUUGGGAGGUAAACAUGUUGUCUUGGUUGUCUUGUCUACGUACGCCUCGGAAUGACCACGUUUUUCUUACAAGUGCUGCUGUUACGUAAGGCAAGGAGACAGCGAGGGUACAGCAGUGUUCUGUAACGAUACGGUACAGAGGGAAAACGUUAACUAGCGGUGGUUCAAUCAAGAUGCUUGGUGAACCAAAGGUUUUGUCGAAGGUGGGGUAGUGUGAAGUUGGGAGGAGAAAACGAUCAUUGUUGUUACUAUGCGUACUCCUUCCUACUGCCACGUAGAUGUGGCGAGUCACCCCGGUGGAAUUCAUUUAAUUUCCGUGCUGUGCGACAUCAAUACAUGCGUGCUGCGGCGCGAACGAACGUCGAAAAAGUCGUUGGAUGGUGUAGUGUUGCUUUCUCUUGUCUCGCGUGUGGUCAGUGGUUUGCGUGGCGACACGUUUCGGUGCUUGAAUUGAACGAACGGCCAGAGCCAGCUUCUCUCUUAGCAUUAACAUCUACAGUACUUGUUAUUAUUGGGGAAAUUCCCUGUUUUUGUCUGUCAUUCACCAGCUUGUUUCUGAAUUGAAUGGCGGGUCGGUGUCUGUGCUGCUGAACCCCUCUCUUUUCCUCCGUGUUUUUCGCGAAUAUAGUUUAAUUGGUUUUGUUGCAUGUCUUGCUUACAGGACGCUGUGUCGCUUGGAGGAGGAAGUGCAUAUUUGUUUGUGGUUUUGUUUGUUUUGUAUCUGCGCGUCGGUGUGUCCCGUUUGGUUUCCUACGUAGUUGGAUGGACAGCGCUAACCAGCUAG
Molecule: messenger RNA, 3212 nt
Organism: Ectocarpus siliculosus
Lineage: Eukaryota; Phaeophyceae; Ectocarpales; Ectocarpaceae
Source: the annotation of a GenBank genome assembly